This is a messenger RNA of Penicillium subrubescens, 297 nucleotides long. RefSeq lists its product as uncharacterized. The transcript is spliced from 2 exons. Lineage: Eukaryota; Fungi; Ascomycota; Eurotiomycetes; Eurotiales; Aspergillaceae. The coding region runs from base 1 to 297 and encodes 98 amino acids. The record is from RefSeq and is a predicted model, not a curated record.
AUGGCUUCAGCACUUGAUAGAGUCAACCUUAAAUCCGACGCCGACGUUGAAAAUGGAUCUCAAGGAACACUCGAUAAUGCGAAAGUCACAGUUAUGGAUCAUGGCUACGCGCAGGAGCUGAAGCGUCAAUUAACUUUAUUGGACAUAAUAUCCUUCAUGUACAAUGAGGCUGGCGCAACAACAUAUACUGAUAUGACCGACCAAAGGGCCUGGAUCGCCGCGUUGAACUCUCUGACAAUCCCCUUUUACAAUGGAGGUCAAGGCAAGACUACUCUGGAUUGGCCAGAGCCCUACUAA